GUAUUUCUGAAUUUCUGCAGUACGGAAAUAUUGAAAUGUUCUACAGAAAUAGAGAACGUAUACCAGUCUAUUAAGAGAAACUCCUGACAGUGUCAGACGAUUAAAGCAUAUCUAUCAAACCUGUUUUCAAGAUCAGGUUGCAGGAAUGUCAGACUCAACUGAUAAUUCAACUGGUUGUAAACCACAGCCCAUUAACAACUUCAUCCCCAUCUUCAUGAGUUUCACCUUUUUCUUUGGCUUUGUGCUGAACAGCAUCAGUUUAUGGAUUUUCUGGUUCAAGGUAAAACCAUGGAACUCAAUGGUAAUUCUCCAGUUCAACUUGGCCAUCUCAGAUGUCAUCAUCUCCCCAGCAGCUCCCUUGAUCGUUAUUUACUACCUGAAAAAUGACUGGACCUUUGGAUUGCUGCUCUGCAAGUUCAAGGUCUUCCUGCUCAGCACUAACAUGUAUGGAAGCAUCUACUUCCUCACCCUAAUCAGUAUUCAUCGAUACUUUACCAUUGCCCACAGUAACAAAGGAUCAGCCUUGGCCAGAAAAACAUUCAUUAAAAAACUUUGCUUCUUCGUCUGGGGUUGUCUGUUUUGUCAAGGCAUUCCAUUUGUCUUUGUCCUUAAAACGACUGAAGUCCAAGGAAUUACAAAAUGUCUUAGCUUCCAUAAAAGCGAACAACCCUCUUUUUUUUUUGCCUGGAAUUUAGUCAUUCUAAUUUCUGGCCUUAUUAUUCCUUUCUCUAUAACGCUGGUCUGCUACAGCCUUUUAAUUCGAUACAUGCGAAAAGUCAACCCAAUGAACACCUUUAGCAAAGUCAUGGUGUCCAAGUCAGUGCGGACUAUCUCCAUCUCCCUUAUAAUCUUCAUAAUCUGCUUCUUACCUAUCCACAUCACCAGGACAAUAGGUGUCACCAUCAUGUUGUUUUUCCCAAAUUUGUGUUUUUUGGUGGAAAGCGUUGAGGUUGCUCAUUACUUCACGUGGAUGCUGUCAGGAUUAAAUUAUUGUUUGGAUCCCAUACUGUUCUGUUUUGCUUCCACAAGAUUUAAAUACACAUUCACAAGUUGGUGUACCUUUCUACAGAGACAGCCUCAGAACAACAUUACAGAAGAUUCUCAGGGUAAUCAGCUUGAGACACCUUCAGAUACUCGCUGCUCCGGUCCUUUCCUGCCAACAACAUACCCAGGGUCUGGGUCAGCUGAACGUGGAAAAUGAGUACAGAUUUACAGACUAAAUCCAGUUAAAAGUUAUAAAAUGUGUCAGUUUUGUGGAAUGAAUACGUGAAAAACAUGGAAAAAUACAAAUACGUUGUUAUGCUUGUUCUAUAUCAGUGGUCUCCAAACUGCAGCCCUGGGGCCGGAUGCGGCCUUUUGCUUGGUUUUACCUGGCCCUUGGGUCACCAGUUCAUUCACUGACACAAACAAAGGGGCACAGUUCUUCCCAAUGACAUCAAAAAUGGGGCCCAAUAACACAAAUGAUGGGGGACCAUUCCU
Rana temporaria (common frog) is the source of this 1479-nucleotide messenger RNA. RefSeq names its product P2Y purinoceptor 4-like. Gene Ontology annotation, cellular component: plasma membrane. Gene Ontology annotation, biological process: G protein-coupled receptor signaling pathway. The coding region runs from base 146 to 1201 and encodes 351 amino acids. Lineage: Eukaryota; Metazoa; Chordata; Amphibia; Anura; Ranidae. Gene Ontology annotation, molecular function: G protein-coupled receptor activity. The transcript is spliced from 2 exons. The record is from RefSeq and is a predicted model, not a curated record.